AUGUCUGCUACCAAACCUAUCAUCUUUUACUCCACUGCCAGAGGGCCUGUCCCAUGGCGAGUCGCUAUUAUACUCGAGGAGUUGAAUGUUCCCUAUGAGAGCAAGUACCUUGAAACCCCGGAAAUGAAUUCGGAGCCCUUCAAGUCUCUCAACCCGAACUCGAAGGUUCCUGCCAUUGAGGAUCCUAACACCGGGAUAAGACUUUUUGAGGCAGGCGCUAUUAUUCUCUACCUUCUUGAUACCUAUGAUACAUCUGGCACCUUGCACUCCCUCUCAGGUCCAGACAAGUACUUGGAGCUGGCAUGGAUGCAGUUCCAGGCCACCGAGCAACACAUGUACUACAGUCAACAUGCAUGGUUCUUAUACAAACAUCCAGAGCAUGUCCAGUCUGCUGUCGACCGCUAUGAAUGGACGAUCAAGCGCACCAUUGGAAUGCUCGAUGAGUAUCUCAAGAAAACCGGCAAGAGUUAUCUCGCCGGCGACAAGGUCACCUUCGCCGACCUUGUCUUUGUGGUUACCAACGAGACAGUUCCCCAGUUGCUCCCAGGAUAUGACCCGUCUGAGGAAUUUCCCCAUUACGCAAAAUGGAAUUCUAUGUUGGUUGAUAGGCCCUCUUUUAGAAAGAUAGCGACUGAGAGAGCAGCUCUUGGUCAGCCACUUGGUAUAGUCGAUCAGAAGCACAUUGAGGACCACAUUUGGAGAAACGAUCCAACCAAACGUAAGGGGUAA
Molecule: messenger RNA, 729 nt
Organism: Clonostachys rhizophaga
Lineage: Eukaryota; Fungi; Ascomycota; Sordariomycetes; Hypocreales; Bionectriaceae
Source: the annotation of a GenBank genome assembly